UAGGGUUCAAGACCUUUAUUUUGUAGCUUGUUUACUUGUGUAAAGCGGACAUGACGUCAGCUGUUCCUUCUACACCAGCUGAUCGCAGCGCAAAAUCAGAUCCGUCAUUACUGUUAUCCUCUAAUGUGGAAUUCGGGAGCACUGCAGCUGUCCACGUUUCACGCGCUUCUGACGAUCAGCGGGAACCUGCGGCGCGUGCCGGAGACGCUCGAGCGUGACGUAGCCCGUUUGUUUUGGUUAAUAGAGGGGCCUUCCUGCAAUGCUAAGCUAGGGAGCUAGCUGUCACCGUUUGAAGGGUUCAUGAAUGUAAACUGGUGACGAAAGUUAACGGUCAGUGAAUACCCGAACAAACGAAGCAUGUCGGAGAAUUAUGUUUCAUAGGUAACGUUAGCUAAUAACGUUAUCGUCGUCAAAAGGUAUCGGUAACGCUGGACGGGGAUUGGAGGCCGUGUGACGUUAGUCUGUCGGGUUUUCACACACGCACUUAAACGCACACAUACACAUGACAGACACGUCACUGUGUGGCAGCAGCGCUCUCGUCCAGUUUUAAGAUGUGGCUGAAGCUGUUCUUCUUGCUCCUGUACUUCAUAGUAUUGUUUAUGCUAGCGAGGAUUUUUGAGGCGGUAGUUUGGUAUGAGACCGGUAUGUUCGCCACUCAGCUGGUGGAUCCAGUGACUCUGAGUUAUAAGAAGCUGAAGACCAUCCUGGAGGGUCGGGGCCUGGGAUACUCCGGACUGGCUGAGAAGAAGGAUGUCAGCGAGCUGGUUGAGAAAUCAGGAGAGUUGACACAGGGCGAGCUGUACUCGGCCAUCAAGAAAGAGACAGAGCAGACGGAGGCAGGAGAUGCCAGCACGACGUACUUCAGUGGAGAAAUGCACUUCUAUGAAUUAGUCGAGGACACUAAAGAUGGGAUAUGGCUCGUUCAGGUCAUCGCCCAGGACCGGGAAGCUCUGCUAAGUCGAGCCAACUGGGGGAAGAUGGUGCAGAAAGUGUCUCAGUUUGGGAUCAGAACUGGAACCUUCAACUGCUCUAAUGACUACAGGUCGUGCAUCAAGCGUGGCUGGCAGCGCUCCACUCUCAUCAUGUCUGUUCCUCAGACUUCAGCAUCAAAGGGUAAAGUCAUGUUAAAAGAAUACAACGGCCGGCGCAUCGAAACCGAGCACAUCUUCCGCUGGAUGACCUCACACGUGGCUCAUCGAAUCAAAACCCUGCGUCAGGCUGAGCAGCUGGCGGAGGAAUGGCGCUCUGACCCGGCCCACCCGGUGAAGAUGUUUCUGUUUGCACGUCUAUCCCAGCCCCCCGCCUUCUUCUCCGCGCUGUCCGUCAAGUUCACCGGCAGGAUUGAUUUCAUCUUUGUGGAUGUACGUUGCUGGGACAACCGCAGUAUCCUAUCAGAGAUUGAUGUGACACAGAACACCGCCUAUAUUCUCAAAAUGCCGGAGGGCAUCUAUCGCUAUGGCAACAGUACCGGGGAGUUCUUGUCCCUGGCUGCCAUGGAUACUUUUCUGCGUUCCAUCCAGCCGGAAGUCAAUGAUCUGUUUGUCCUCAGUCUGGUCCUGAUCAACUUGCUUGCCUGGAUGGACCUCUUCAUAACACAGGGAGCAACCGUGAAACGAUUUGUGGUAUUGAUCCGAACUCUUGGAACCUACAACUCCAUACUGCUGGUGUCCUGGCUUCCGGUUUUGGCUCUGCUUCAGCUGCCCUAUCUGGAAACUCUGUAUGGUUACAGCCUGAAGAUGCUUCGCUAUGCUGACACCACCACGGUGGCCAGCCUGGUGAGAGCUGACUGGACCUUCUACUCAUCCCACCCAGCCCUCUUUCUGUCCACCUACCUGGCCCACGGCCUGCUGGUCGACUACUUUGAGAAGAAACGCCGCUGUCGCAUGAGGAGCCAAGAGGACAGCACCACCAACCUGGAGUGGCUUGCCAGUCUGUGGGACUGGUACACUUCCUAUCUGCUCCACCCAAUCGCAUCGUUGCACCAUGUCCCGUCCGACCACUCUGACUGGGAGGAUGACCCCAACUUCCUAUUAGAGCGUUUGGCUUUCCCUAAUUUCUGGCUUCGUCCCUUAAUAGACAUGGACUAUAUUGAAGCACUGCCAACCUGGAACUUCAGGGUUGUUGGUCAGGAAACGGGAGAGGGAGCUGGUGGGGGACUGGAUGAAGAGACGGAAAGUUCACAUUCAGACACGGAAAGCAGGGAGCAGAUGGAUGGAAACAGAGGCUCAUCAUCCCAUGACAGGGCCCUGAAGGAUGGCUGCCUAUGUGAUUGGUUGGUGUGGCCCUGUGGCAUGCUGCAGUGCUCAGAGUGUGUUGUGUGUCUGGAGAACUUUGUGAGUGAUGAGCUGCUGCUGGGUCUGCCCUGUGGCCACGCCUUCCACCAGCACUGCAUCGUGGUGUGGCUGGCAGCAGGCAGACACUGCUGCCCGGUUUGCCGCUGGCCCAGCUACAAGAAGAAGCUGCAGAGAGGCGCACAGAGCCCUGCUGGAAGCCCACUGCAGGACUGAAGGUCAAUCCCUGUCCUGUUCAUCGCAGUUUGAGUGGAGCUGGUACUGGGGGGGAGAAGGAGAAGGAGAAGGAGAAGACGACGACGACGACCGUAGCUUGUAUGUGUAAUCAGGACAGCUGUUGCCAUCAAUCAGCUUGCUUCCAUCACUGCCAAAAGUAGUAUGCUGGCCACCAUGGCAGAAGAAUGAAACUGCUUUCUGUAAACGGAGGAUGUGGAUUCUCUCAAUAACCAUUUGAGGAGUUGCAGUCUGCUUUGUAGUGCAAUAAAAACCUCUUUCUGGUUUUGCCAUCUUUCACUUAGAAACCACUAGGGAAAUUUCUUCCUCAUGAUGUGAUUUCAGGACGGACAAAAAGCGUAUUUGAUCUAAUACUUACCAACUGUACCCAUAAACUGCUCUUCCUGUAUGAUGCAAGCACCGUGCUGUAUGUUUUUCUGUUGUAUUUAGAGCUGUCAUACAUUGGAGGAAACUGGAUAUUCUUGUCCUAUGAAUGCUCCCAUUGGUUAACACAAGAAAGAAGUACAACAAACCGUUCAAUGAAUGGAUGUACCCGUGUGUAAUGUCACACAGACGGUGGUCAUAUGGCCCUACCUGCAGCUAAAAGAGUACUGGGGUUGUAAUGUGUUAUUUACGACCCAAACACAUGCAGUUGUUUUUCGGGGGAGAUACAGAGAGCUUGGUGAUUAAUGGGAUGGAGAACCAAACCUUUUGAGUACCUCAAAAGAGCAGGAGCCACAGGCCGCACAGCAUCAGGUUAGCUCCAUUACUAAACCAACCCAGUUAAAGCUGCACUACCAGAUGUUUAGACCUCUUUAGAUAAAGAGGUCAAUGACUGGAAUGAAAAAGUUGCCAGGGUAGUGACAAACACAGAGAGAAUUACAACUAUAAUCCUUCAGCCGCUGGUAGCUUCUCUCUUUAAUUGAAACUUGAAAAUCCAUUCGGUCUUUUCUAAGCCGUGUGUUAGCUACCCAUCACCUCACAGCAGAAACAUACAGCUAGAGACCAACAGGGCAACAAUGUUGAGCAUUUCGCAGCUAAAGAAAUGGCGCUAAAAGGAGAUCCAGCUCAAUGGGUUGCUCCCAAUGCUCUGGGUCAUAAUAUCUACUUUAUCGGAUGGUGAAUUGUCAAUGUUGUGUUAAUAAAUUAAUGCACUUUUAACAACACCGUGGUAUUAUUUAAUGAUGUUUAGCUUACCUUAAAGAUUCCUACAGGUCUUGUUCAGGCUAAAAUAUUCCAGUUUCCAACUGCACUACAAUGGUAUUGGGAGUGGAAGAAUGCACUCCACUGUUAGAAAUGCAUGCUUUUAUUUUUUGAAGCGACCCCCUGGAGCUGAGCUGCAGUCGGGAUUCAGCUGAUGCCUUGCUCAUGGGCGGCUCGAUGUGCAGUAAUCAAAGGGCCUCAGUUGGUUGUCAUCAUGUUUGCUGAUCAGCAGUUUCCUUUUUUUUACUCCAUUAUGGUUUGAUUCCUAAUCUGAUAAAGAUACAAAGCUUUUAACUGUUACAUUGAAACUAUUUUGUCUCAAUUUAUCAAUGAUAAAAAGCCGAUAUUGUAGAUUUUGGUAAAAAAGUAUGAGCUGAAAUGUAUGAAAGACAUGCUGAUGUUAGAAUAGGACUGCCAGCACCCUAUAGCAAAUACACACAACAAGCUAUCACCUAAGAUCUCAUUCUUUCUAAUAUUGCACCUGUCCUUGUCAGUGUGUGCUGGGAAGGAGAGAGCUUUGUGUUGGCAGGUGGUUCUCUCAUCAUUCUGGGUAGUAAGUGUAUAGAGGAGCAGGGCUGUAGCUCCAAUCAGUCACAAUGUCAUUUCAUCUGACACACUGGAGAGGACAACAGUCAGUCAACGCAGACUACAGGCCAAACAUGUAUGGGAUCCAGAGUGUUACCCAAUAGAUAAAAUAAGUGAAGCAUGUGAAGCUGGGGAAACAUGUCUCAGCCUCUCGGACCAUCUGACCACCUGGUGACGUGGUGCAGCCAGAACCACCUGGAGUUCAACGCCCUGAAGACAGUGGAGAUGGUUGUGGUCUUCAGGAAGUACGCAGCCCCACCUUCCCCCCUCACCCUGUGUGACUGACCCUAUCACCACUGUGGAUUCCUUCUGUUUCCUGGGCUCCAUCAUCACCCAGGACCUCAAGUGGGAGCUGAACAUCAGCUCCAUCACCAAAAACGCUUCAGAAAUUCAACCUGCCAAAGACGAUGAUGGUGCACUUCUACACGGCCAUCAUCGAGUCCAUCCUCUGCUCCUCUAUCACCGUGUGGUACGAUGCGGCCACAGCCAAGGACAAGGGCAGGUCCACAGAGAGGGUGAUUGGCUGCAAUCUGGCGUCUCUCCAGGACUUGUUCGCUAUCAGGACCUUGAAGCGGGCCAGAAAUAUUGUAGCCGACCCCUCUCACCCCGGACAUGAACUUUUUGUGCCCCUUCCAUCCGGCAGGAGGCUGAGGUCCUUCAGGACUAAAACCUCCCGCCACACGAACAGUUUCUUCCCCUCGGCAGUCAGGCUCAUCAACAGAGGUCUCCCCACUGACUGUACAUGUACAUGUCACUUUCAGUUGUCACUUUCUGUUGGCUGGUGCACUUUAUUUUAAUUUCUGUUUUUAACUUAACUAACCCAUAGCUUUAGAUUACUAACCCAUAGCAUUAUAUUCUAUAAUUUUUUUAAAUCUUAUUCCUGCACUAUGUUGUCUGUUGUCCAUUGUCGUACUGUCUGUUUGUCACCAAGCGCCAAGUAAAAUUCCUUGUAUGUCUGACAUACUAU
Pungitius pungitius (ninespine stickleback) is the source of this 5259-nucleotide messenger RNA. RefSeq names its product ring finger protein 103 (gene rnf103). Gene Ontology annotation, molecular function: ubiquitin-protein transferase activity. Gene Ontology annotation, biological process: protein ubiquitination. Bases 552 to 2507 code for a protein of 651 amino acids. Gene Ontology annotation, cellular component: endoplasmic reticulum. The record is from RefSeq and is a predicted model, not a curated record. NCBI's taxonomy places the organism in Eukaryota, Metazoa, Chordata, Actinopteri, Perciformes, Gasterosteidae. The transcript has 7 exons.